Molecule: messenger RNA, 1632 nt
Organism: Panonychus citri (citrus red mite)
Lineage: Eukaryota; Metazoa; Arthropoda; Arachnida; Trombidiformes; Tetranychidae
Exons: 4
Coding region: 80-1462 (460 amino acids)
Source: RefSeq, a predicted model, not a curated record
GAUCAUGAAAAUUUGAUUAGAUUAUCAGAUUAGUUUUACUUUCAUUUUGAAAUUAAAGUAAUAACAAUUUAAAUUGAAAAUGGUUAAGAAAUUAACUUUUCAAUUGUCACAAACUGAUCACAAGGCAGUAAAUGCAAUCAAAUUUGUUGAACAAUUAGCAAUUAACUUUGCUCUUCUUUCCAAUGGUUUCAACAGUUUCCAAUUGAUUAAACCUUUCAACUCCCGUGAUCAUGUUAAUUGUGAUCAUGGAAUGAGAGUGAAACAAUUUACCAUCAUGGUGAUUAUGUUAAUCAACACAAUUAGAUGUUUAAUUCUGUGUUUUCCUUUUUCUGAUUCGGUUCUCAUUAAUUUGGGUGAUUUUUUUCACGAUCAUCCAAAUAGACUAACCAUUUAUACCUAUUUCACAAUUUACCUUUUCUCGGCCGCAAUUCUGAGACAAUUAUACAUUUCUCUUGACAAUCAAGGUAAUUUAUGGUUCCACUCGUUGUAUCCAUCAAUUUAUCAACAUGGAUUCACAAGUAAAUCAUUAUCGUUAUCGAAUCAACUUUGUUCAAAGUAUCGGUUCGUUGGUCACUUUCUGGCCAACUUUUGGUCAAGAAUUUCCAUCAUCUUUAUCGUCUCACCUUUACCUGUUUCAUUGUUUCUUUGGUAUUCGUCAACCUUGCCAAGGUCAUGGUUCGGCUUGAUGGUCACUUCCUGUUGGACAUUCAUUUUCACCAUUGGAUUGAUUUUUUCAGCCUCUUCGCUGAGCAUCAUGGCAGCUACAACAACCCUUUCCUUGGCUUACUUUUAUUACCGAUGUGAUUACGUUUCAAAUUGUUUAGAUUCUUAUGUCCAGUAUUAUGGUCAAUCAUCUUUAAUGACCAUUAAUCGAUUAUCAUUGGAUAAAAAUAGUAAAGAAAAAACUAAAAUUCUAGACGAGAGAAUCCAAAUAAUAUCAAGUCCAUUCAGUUUCUUAUCGUCAUCAGUUGUUACUCAUUCUUAUGAUGAUGUUUAUUAUCCAGUGAUUAAGUUAAUCAUCACUUAUCAUAAUCAAAUUGAAUCUGUCAACAAUUCAUAUUCAAUCUGGUUAAUGGUCACUUACACUUGUCUCUCGGUCAAUUCGGACUUUGGUUACUUUUCUUGCUUCAUUGUCCAUGUUGAUCGGUCAUUUCUUGACGCUUUCGUUUUCUUUAUUUCAACAAGUUGUUUCAUCGGUUUAAUUGCUUCUGCUAUUGUUAUUGGUAAUUUAUGGAAAAAGAUGGUUUCUAAUUGUACUAAUUUAAGAAGGAUUUUGCUUGAUAGACAAGGAGAUCUAUUAACACAUCUAAAGGUUUGUGAUCUAAUUAAUCGCAUUUCAAGACCGGAAGCUUCAUUUACCAUCGGCCAUAUAUCACCAUUAACUAAUAGAAAUUUAUUGAUUUAUCUCUUGGAAAACGCAACAAUCAUGAUGAUGCUUAUUCUCAAUCGUAAUUUCACUUAAUUUACAAUCAUAAUCACGAUUCUUUUCAACCUGAUCAUAGGUAAUUCAUUAAUCACGAAAAAUUUUAAUUCUCAUGGAUUUUGACAGAUAAAAAUAGAAACGGUUAAGAUUAUCAGUGAAUAGAUUGUAAUAAUUAGUGUAGAAGUCGAUUGCUGCUCUUGGUCAACAUU